Messenger RNA from Cladocopium goreaui, 1959 nucleotides. NCBI's taxonomy places the organism in Eukaryota, Dinophyceae, Suessiales, Symbiodiniaceae. The record is from the annotation of a GenBank genome assembly.
AUGGGCGAUAUUCUGACCAUAUUCAGCUUCCCCGCUGUUGCAAAGAAGCUGAAACUGAUGUUCCGCAAGCAAAGCUCAAAGUCUUGCGCAAGUGGAUUGCAGGAGAUGUGGAGGAUGAAGAGGAAGCAGAAUCUGCAGCUCGGCAUCGAGUGCGCGGAAUCUUGGGCCUUGGAGUUGCAACAUGGCCGUGCUUUUGUGGGUCACGAGCUGGCUGAUGUUUAUGUGGAGCACUUGGAGUUGAGAGAGGUGGAAGAGCGCCUCAGCCGACGCCCGGCCCUGCCGCCGCUGCCUCCCCCACCCCGGCGCCGGACGUCCCACGCUGCGGCGGAGGUGGAACGGCAGCUGAACGAGAUACUGAAGGGCAUUUGCGUGAAGGGACGUUUCUCAGUCCAAAGCUCCAACGAACGCAGUGACACAGUGGCGCGGGCCAGCCUGGUGGUGGAGGAGGGUCCUAGCGAGCUGCUGAACCGAGUGGUUCGCGUCUAUAGCUUAAAAGAUCGAAAUCGAGCCAAACAAGGCGACCACGUGUGGGUGGAACUUCGCAGCUGCGUUUUGGACCGCGCAGCCCUGGAGCGCGGUGGCCCUGGGACGUGGUGCUGUGGCGAACGGGCUGGGCUGGGGACGAUGUCACAAGCGCUGAGCUACGUCUGCAUCUUUGGUGCCGUUCUGCGUGCCACGCCGCCCAUGGGCGUUGCAGCGCGGAGCUGCUACCUCUGCAAGCAGUCGCAGAUGCAGUGGAAGCCUGGUGUCUUGAACUUCAUCCCAUUUUCCCAUGAAGUGCCGAUGCUUCAGGUGAUGGUGGAGAGGGAAGAAAGAGAGCAACCUCUUGAUGAUGUUUUCCAGCUCGCGAUGGUGGAUUGGCCUGUGAAUCGCCUACGACCGUUGGCAGUGAUUGUGGAGAGACUGGCAGUGCCACGGCCUCUGUCGCUCGAGCGCAGCCUGGAGAUCUUUCUGAAGGACUUGGAUUUCCUGCAAGAUCCGGAAGAUCCAAAGGUGCAGGAGAUGGCUGAUGAGGCUGUUGACCUGAUGACACCUGAGGAGGAGUUGAACAUUAUCGAUGCCCAGCGCAGGGAGUUGGAUGGCCAGAUCUUUUCCAUAGACGCUGCCGGUGCAAACAUCAUCGACGAUGCUUUGGAGUAUGACCUGGAGGAACAAGUAGUGCGUGUGCACAUCGCCGACGUGGCGGCCUCCGUUUGUUCGGGGGGCGAUCUGGAUCUCUAUGCAGCGCGCAGGGGGUGCAGCGUCUUCAUCCGGGAUCACAAAGAGGAACUUCAGCGUUGUGAGCCGAUGCUCCCUGCAUGUGUCACUUUUCAGACCAGCUUGGACAAGAACCAGUGGAGGCGUGCCCUGACCUUCGAGUUCCGUGUAGGUGAGCAGCUGCAAUUCCUGGGUUUCUUUCGCUCCUGGGUGAGAUCAAAGGAGCAGCUGAGUUUCCAAGCUGCCGAAGGGUUGAUGAGCGGCACGGACACAGGGACGAGGACGCCGCCUGGCGUCCUGCGCUCCCUCCGCGCCCUGUGGCAGUGGACGCGCGCGGAGCUGGAGAAACGAAAAGCACGGGGCCGCGUGGCCGCGCUGCAGGCCUUCUUGUCGACAGCAUCUGCGCGCAACAGUCAGGAGGGCGAUGCGGAAAGCCUGGUGGAAUUUUGGACGCGGCAGGUGAAUGAAGAAAGCGGGCGAAUUCUGGCGACAUCUUGCGACAUCUCGUAUUGCUUCCCUUGUCCUGAUGCGCAUCACUUUUCCAGGUUGGCAGUUCUAUGCCGGGAAGCCUUGCUAAGAGCGGGAGACGUGGCACAGGAUGAGCUGCUCCUGAAGCUGCGCAGUUCGCCUGAAGAGUGCCAGGAGAGCCUGGCGGAGAUCUUGAGCCAUGUGACGCGGCUCAGUACCAGCACGCAACGAGGUUCCAUGGCUGGCCGGAGAUACGCUGGAGCCGAAGGGUUCGGGUUCGGUGCCCCUGGGUAA